AUGUUCAACGCUCAGCACGCUUCGGCGCCGUCUUUAUUGACGACCCCAACGUUUCUUCAAUCGAGGGCUUCCACUCUGGCACCAAGCGACUCGAGCUACGAUGAUAUUAUGGAAAAGGGACUAACCAGCUCGAGCUCCGCGCCAUCUCUGCAGAACAUUCAUACCCAUAUCACUUCACUGAGGUCAAAAUCAGGCGCGGCAUUACCUUUGCAAACCUCCAUCAUUAGACCAGGAAAGACAUUGACCGUGGAGGACGCGGAAUAUCCAGGAGGAAUGAAGCUGGCAUUGAUCGUAGCUGCAGCCUGUUUCAGUGUUUUCCUGAUGGCCCUUGACAACUGUAUUAUUGCAACAGCCAUUCCCCGCAUCACGGACGAGUUUAACAGUCUCAACGAUGUCGGCUGGUACGGUAGUGCCUACCUGCUUACCACUGCAUCGAUUCAGCUGCUAUUUGGUAAACUGUACAGCUUUUAUAGUAUCAAACGGAUCUACCUCAUCGCUAUCGGUGUCUUCGAACUAGGCAGUCUGGUCUGUGGCGUUGCGCCCAAUAGUAUUACCCUCAUCCUUGGCCGUGCUGUCGCGGGACUUGGUUCGGCAGGUAUCUAUGCUGGAGCUCUCAUCAUCCUCGCCCACAGCGUUCCGCUUGAGAAACGGCCCAUCUAUACUGGUAUUGUCAGCAGCAUGUGGGGGAUUUCUUCCGUCAUUGGCCCGCUGCUUGGUGGGUUCUUCACCGACAACCUGACCUGGCGGUGGUGCUUCUACAUCAACCUCCCUGUUGGAGCAGCAACGGUCCUCAUCAUCAUACUAUUCUUCCCGGAUCCCGUACGUACUAUCCCUCAGGAGACUUGGCGUACUCGUCUCGUCCAAAUGGACCCUCUCGGCAACCUCCUUUUUAUGCCGUCAGUUGUAUGCCUUCUUUUGGCCCUUCAUUGGGGCGGCAUUGUGUGCCCCUGGUCCUCCGCUCGUAUCGUUGCUUUGCUCCUAGCGUUCUGUAUAGGGAUGCUAGCGUUCCUCUACCUGCAAUACCGUGGCCAGGAGAACGCCACGAUACCACCCCGUAUCUUCAAGAAGCGCACUGUCUGGUCUUCCUCGCUCUUCUCUUUCAACUUGGGCGCUGCAUUUCUGUUAUCAGUUUAUUAUCUGCCCAUCUGGUUUCAGUCCGUCCAGGGCGUCUCUGCCGUCAAUUCGGGAGUCAGAAAUCUGCCUAUGCUAGUCGGCAACCUCAUUUUCUCCCUUGUUGCCGGCUCUGCUGUUACACUCUGGGGGUACUAUACACCCUUCAUGCUACUGAGUUCUAUCUUCAUGAGUAUCGGUUACGGACUCAUAACCACAUUCAGCCCCGAAACGCCAUCUGUAAUGUGGAUCGGCUACCAGAUUAUUGCCGGUGUCGGAGUGGGAGUCGGCAUGCAGCAACCCCUCAUCGCGGUUCAAGUUGUGCUAGACAUGGCGGAUGUCGCAACAGGAACGGCCAUCGUUAUCUUCACCCAGCAGAUCGGUGGUGCCAUUUUCGUCGCCAUCGGGCAGACGGUAUUCAUCAACAAGGUGGUCGAGCGUCUGCCACUGCACAUUCCCGCUCUUGACCCGCACUCGGUCGUUGCUACUGGUGUCACAGCUAUCCGCAAGACAGUGGAUGCGGAGCUUCUUCCCGCCAUUGCACAUGCCUACAGUGACGCGUUGGUACAAGCAUUUCUUGUCAGUACCGUGGCAGCUUCUGCUACUGUUGUGGGUGCGGGGUUUGUUGAGUGGAAGAGCGUCAAGGGAAAGACUGUUCAGGUGAACAUGGGGUAA
Messenger RNA from Colletotrichum navitas, 1785 nucleotides. Its product is annotated as major facilitator superfamily transporter. Lineage: Eukaryota; Fungi; Ascomycota; Sordariomycetes; Glomerellales; Glomerellaceae. Gene Ontology annotation, molecular function: transmembrane transporter activity. The record is from RefSeq and is a predicted model, not a curated record. The transcript has 3 exons. The coding region runs from base 1 to 1785 and encodes 594 amino acids. Gene Ontology annotation, cellular component: plasma membrane. Gene Ontology annotation, biological process: transmembrane transport.